AUGGAGUUAUCUGAUCAAAAUCCCUUAAAUGAAGAUCUUUUAGCCAACUUAGUAGCAGCACAAAAUGAACAUGCAACUAGAGAAGUUCAAGCAAAUAUUCUUAUGAGACUUAAAUCAAGAGCAAAAUGGAUUAAAGAUGGUUCUGCAAACACUGCAUACUUCCAUGCUAGAAUGAAGAUUAGACAAGCAAGAAAUACAAUUAGUGAACUAGAAGAUGCGAAUGGAAAUAUUAUUAGUGAUCAAUCUCAAAUUGCAGAUACUUUAGUCAAGCAUUUUCAACAAAAAUUUGAAGCUCAAGAUGUUGAUGUUUCUGAAGAAUUGCUUGAUGUUAUUCCCUCAGUUAUUACAUAUGAAGACCAAGAAAUGUUGGACUCAAUUCCCACCACUGAAGAAAUCAAGAAAAUUGUUUUUGAAAUGGACUCAGAUAGUGCCCCUGGUCCAGACAGAUUUCCUGGAUCUUUUUAUAAAAGUGCUAAGAAAGCAAGUCAAUAUAGACCAAUUGGAUUGAGUAAUGUAUUAUUCAAAAUUUUCACAAAGAUAAUUUCUGUCAGAAUGAAUGGACUCAUGGAGAAGUUAAUUUCAUUACAACAGGCUUCUUAUGUUAAAGGAAGAAGCAUUCAAGAACAAAUACUUCUAGCUUCAGAGAUGGUAAAUGAAAUGAGGAAAAAGAGAAGAGGCGGUAAUGUGGCUUUUAAACUGGACAUAUCACAUGCUUAUGAUUCUGUAAGUUGGACUUUUCUUCUUAAAGUUAUGCAAAAAUAUGGAUUUUCAUCAUCUUGGUGUGAUUGGUUGUUAACCAUGUUUAAAUCUGCAAAAUUAUCAGUAAUGGUCAAUGGAGGACCAUGUGGCUUUUUCUCAAUGCAUAGGGGUCUUAAGCAGGGUGAUCCGUUAUCCCCUAUUUUAUUUAUUUUGAUGGAAGAUGUAUUGAGUAGAAAUAUCACAAAUUUGGUUGAUACAGGGCAAAUAACUCCAAUGGUAGUUAGAAAUGGAAUAUAUCCAACACACUUAUUUUUUGUUGAUGAUGUUUUCUUAUUCUGUAAUGGAGCUAAGAAGACUUUGUUCUGUCUAUUUAAGCUGAUUGAAAAAUAUCAACAUAGCUAUGGCCAGAUGAUUAACAAAGCCAAAAGCAAGUGUUUCAUUGAUGGUACUAAUUCAACCAGAAAGCAACAAAUUAGCACCAUAGUUGGUAUGGAUAUAUCUAAUUUUCCUGAUAAGUAUCUUGGUAUCAUUCUGGCUCCAGGAAGAGUAACUACAGAAAUGGUCUGGCAAAUAGUUCUUAUGCUUCAGAGCAAACUUGCAGCUUGGAAAGGAAGAUUAUUAUCUUUUCAUGAUAGACUGAUUCUUGUAAAAACAGUUUUGUGCAGCUACCCUCUUUACAAUAUGGCAGUUUAUAAAUGGCCAUCUUCAGUUAUUAAGAUAUGUGAAAAAAUAAUAAGGAACUUUCUAUGGUCAGGUGAUGGAGAGGUUAGAAAGUACAAAACUUUAUCUUGGAAGAAGAUCUAUGUGCCAUAUAUUGAAGGUGGCUUGGGUAUUAGAAGGCUAGAAGUUCUUAACAAAAUUUUGCUGACGAAAAUGAUGUGGAAAUUGGUAUACUCAUCAGAUGAAUGGGCUCUGUUUUUUACAGCUAAGUUCAAAGAUAAAUAUGGUAUAUGGUUUUCAAAAUGGAAAUUAUCAUCAGUAAGAGCAUGUUUGCAAUGGGCUUGGCUUACUUUACAAGAAGACAUCUCUUGGAAGAUUGGAAAUGGUGCUAGCAUCUCAUUGAAAGUUCAUGACUUAAUCAUUAAUGACCAAUGGAAUAUACAUCCUCAGUUGCAGCACUUGUUACAGAUUGAUAACUUGUCUGAUAUUCACAGUGGAAAUGAUUCCAUAAUAUGGAACCUACAUAGUAGUGGAAUGUUUAAUAAUGCAAAGGCAGUGGAGAAAAUAAGACACAAGGAAGACAAGGUUGAUUGGUCUUCUUAUAUAUGGAGGAAAUCUUUGCACCCAACUAUUGCCAGCAACAUUUGUAAGCUUAUACAAGGAGUUUAUGUGAAUGAUGACAUGAAAAGAAAACAAGGAUAUGAAAUUCCCUCUAGAUGUUAUAUCUGCAAAUCAGAGCAGGAUUUUAUGGAGCACACACUGUGGCUUUGUGAAUUCAGUGUUCAGGUAUGGAAUUGGCUUGGCAAUAUGUUUCAAUUUCCCAGACCAUACUCUUUUUCAGAAGUUUUUUCUGCAGCUAAACAACACAGUCCUAUCAUUGAUAAAGUAUGGAUAAUCUCUGCUUGUACUGUCAUUAAGGAGUUGUGGUUUCAAAGAAACAGAGUUUUCUUUGAAGGAGGUGAUGUUAAUAUUCAUGGUUUCAAGCAUAGGGUUAUGAAGAUUGUUCAAGAUCAUGGUGUCAGAAUAAAAGGGGUCAGGUGGAACAAAGACUAUGAAAACCAAAUUCUUAGUCACUUCAAAAUUGAUUCUUAA
Molecule: messenger RNA, 2451 nt
Organism: Papaver somniferum (opium poppy)
Lineage: Eukaryota; Viridiplantae; Streptophyta; Magnoliopsida; Ranunculales; Papaveraceae
Exons: 3
Coding region: 1-2451 (816 amino acids)
Source: RefSeq, a predicted model, not a curated record